Salvia miltiorrhiza (redroot sage) is the source of this 641-nucleotide messenger RNA. RefSeq lists its product as uncharacterized. Gene Ontology annotation, biological process: protein secretion; intracellular transport. The coding region runs from base 295 to 507 and encodes 70 amino acids. The record is from RefSeq and is a predicted model, not a curated record. NCBI's taxonomy places the organism in Eukaryota, Viridiplantae, Streptophyta, Magnoliopsida, Lamiales, Lamiaceae. The transcript is spliced from 5 exons.
GGGUGGGUAAAAACUUCCAUUAACACGAUUAUUUUUGUAUGGAUAAAUAGUUAAAUACCCAUCUUAUUCAAGUCAAAAAAAAAAAAUACCCCAUCUUAUUACUCCAUAAAAUAAUCUCAUGCUGCUCGAGAGCAACCUAAUGUACGAAAACCUUUUCUUUGGCAAAACUUGAUUUGCUAUAUUCAGCUCCGAAGGAAAGUAGAUCUUCAGUCGUAACACUCGUAACUGGAACAAAUAAUUCAAAUUCCGAUUAACUGGAAGAGCUUUGAAGCUUUAAAACGAGGUGAUUAAGUCAUGUCAGCGCUGUUCAAUUUCCAUUCGUUUCUCACAGUUGUUUUGUUGGGCAUAUGUGCCUGCACAUAUGUGAAGAUUCAAUUCCCUGCUCUUCUUGAACAGAGAACUGGGUUUCGAGGUGUCUUCUGGAAGGCUGCUAGAAUAGGGGAGCGACUGAGCCCUUGGGUCGCUGCAGGAUGCUUCACUAUGGGCGUCUCGAUCAUCUUCUUCUGAAUAUAGAUGAAUUAGACUUCAGUGACAAUGUUUGAUUUUUUUAGUCUACAUUUUCUUAGUUGAAAAUUAUACUGUAUUCUUUCUCUGAUUUGUACACUUCUGUUUGGCUUUCAAUCUUGAAUCUUUUUUCUUAG